This is a messenger RNA of Babesia ovata, 1419 nucleotides long. Its product is annotated as kinase domain containing protein. The record is from RefSeq and is a predicted model, not a curated record. Gene Ontology annotation, molecular function: ATP binding; protein serine/threonine kinase activity. Gene Ontology annotation, biological process: protein phosphorylation; mitotic DNA damage checkpoint signaling. The coding region runs from base 1 to 1419 and encodes 472 amino acids. The transcript has a single exon. Gene Ontology annotation, cellular component: nucleus; cytoplasm. NCBI's taxonomy places the organism in Eukaryota, Apicomplexa, Aconoidasida, Piroplasmida, Babesiidae.
AUGCAGCAAAACACGGCGGCCGCGGGCUGCAAAGCGCAGCUCAAGGACCCCUGCUUCCCAGCCCAAAGACCCGAUGCGUCCAGCCGUUCAUCCACGUUAGACAGCGAGUCCUACUUUUACGAUACUUGCCCUGGGGGCGACAUGUACCCUCCGGGUAUGAAGAAGAUCCGCAGGUUAUCUGCAGGAAGCAAGCUGUCAGCCUACUACUACAUAGGUUCGGAGCUUCGAGUUUGCGCUGAUUGCAACAAAAAGAGCACGUCGCGGCCCGUGCUCAGGGACAUUAUUGACAGGAGAACCGGCGAACCGAAGGUGCUAAAAAUAAUAUCCAAGUCGAGGCUACCCCCCGGACCGGAAGGACUCGGAAACUGGCGUAUGCUGUGCGAGAAGUUGCUCAACUUCGAGCCCUGCGCCAACAUUAUGCGCGUUGAACAAGUCUGGGAGUCAGAAACUUCGUUCUACGUCGUCACCGAGAAGCUGGUGGGAGGUGAGCUCUUCGAGUUCCUCCUUAAGGAGAAGGUCAUUCCGGAAGAUAUAUGCAAAUACAUAAUGAAGCAAAUCAUCUCGGCAGUUGAACUACUGCAUUCGAGGAACAUGUUGCACCGUGACAUCAAGCCUGAGAACAUCAUGUUCCGUAACCCGACCAACUCCGCACUCCCUGUGCCGGAGAGGUACGAACUGGUUCUCAUCGACUUCGACACGUGCAAAAUGAUGGACAACGCGAACGCAGAAAGCAUCGAGAUUGUCAAUGGCAAGAGGAGACUGGUAGGUACCUACGGUUACCUCGCGCCUGAGAUCUUGAGGGGAGAGGAAUACUCCACCGCCUCGGACAUGUGGUCCAUCGGUAUUGUACUAUAUAUACUUAUGACGGGAGUUCCUCCGGUGUCGAUGGAGAAGAUGUACGAUGCCAAAUCGAGCCACGCCAUGCUCACGGCAGCGGAAACAAAUGGUAUUGACUUCAACAUGCCACCGCUCAUCGAGUUUCCCCUUGCCAGAGACCUGUGCCGCAGGCUGCUGAGCUUCGACCGAAACAAGCGCAUCGCAAACGCCACUGAUGCCCUUGCACACCCCUGGCUCGCGGGUCUUACCAGCAUCUUCGACAGAAGGCUAAAGAUCAAGAACUACUCCAUGGGUAACUCGCAGGACAGGCGUAAUGGACCAUCUGACAACGGGUCAGGCGGCAGCAUUCGCACGCUAUUCGGCAGGAGCUCCCCUAAAAACGGCAGCCAGGACUCUGGAUCGUCCAGCAACAAGGGUGAAGGUGCACGAAAGAUGCCGCUGCUUGAGUGUCAUACGGCCGUCGACUCACCCCGGUGCAAGAAGCGCGCCUGCAUGAUGAGGCAAUCGCCGCAACGGCAGUGCCGGGACUCUCCGCGCCAGGACCAGAUAAUGAGCCCUUCAGCAGCCGUUAUUCUGUGCUGA